Oreochromis niloticus (Nile tilapia) is the source of this 943-nucleotide messenger RNA. RefSeq names its product DELTA-sagatoxin-Srs1a. The transcript is spliced from 3 exons. Gene Ontology annotation, cellular component: pore complex. Gene Ontology annotation, molecular function: channel activity. The record is from RefSeq and is a predicted model, not a curated record. The coding region runs from base 41 to 508 and encodes 155 amino acids. NCBI's taxonomy places the organism in Eukaryota, Metazoa, Chordata, Actinopteri, Cichliformes, Cichlidae. Gene Ontology annotation, biological process: cytolysis in another organism; pore complex assembly; monoatomic cation transport.
ACAGAACGUCUUGAAGUUAACAACAAAGUUUGCAGACACCAUGGUUACUCGGCUGGCCACCAUUCAUAUUACAAACAGGACCAAAGGCUACAUCCUUCGUAACCCCAGUGGAUAUUGCCUAACUCCUUUGCCAACAUCACUUGGGCCUUCUGAAUGUGACGUCGCUCUGUUCUGUAAGACUGAAGGCACAGCGUGUGGCUCUGUUGGAGUCUUCACCUACGAUCUCUACGAUGAAUCUAAAAACACAGCUGAUAAGAAAAUAGCCGUCAUGUUCUCGGUACCUUUUGACUAUAGCCUGUACUCUAACUGGUACGCAGUCGGAGGCUUUGACAGGCAAACAAAAUGUGAUUAUGAUCUUUAUGUAAAGAUGUAUUACAGUGAUGAGAGAGGGUUUGUCAGAGGAAAAGCUGAUGUUAAUGAUCUGACUUACACAGUCAAUGAUGUUACUGUUAAAUCCAGCAUGACAAACUCCAACGUUGCAACACUGAAAGUUGAUGUACACAGUUAAUUCUGGAUUAUCUGGAGUUACCCUAACACUGAUGAUCAGGAUAAACAAUUAUCAACUUGCUAAGUUAACCCACACUGUAAAAUAUAACUUGUUUCAACUUAAAAAUAUGAGGUAAAGGGCUGCCUUAAAAUUUUAAGUUAAGUCAAGAAAUAGAGUUUAUUCUUGUAACACAACCAAAUGUUAUGUUGAUGAAAAAUCACAUGUUCUCUAAACUUUUGUCUUAGUCUAGUUGACUGAGAUUUGUUAGUCAGUUCAACUGCUUUAAUAGUCAUUUUUACUUGGGAAAACUCUUUCAGCUAAAUUUAAAUAAUCUAUUGUUUAAACUCGUCCUAGUUCAGUUAACUUGGGUUUUUUAGAUAAGUCAAAUACUUUAGUCGUUCUUUUAACUUAGGAAUCUAUUUUAGCUUAACUAACAUAAUCUGUUAGCUAAGUUGA